AUGGGUGUUGUGGUCCAUGGCCAGCGCUGGUCCCUGCAGCCGUGUCACUGGGCAGCAGUGCGUCGUAAGCGUGCAGCAAGCGCAGCAAUAUUUGUGCAAGGCACGGCGUUCUGCAAUGCACGGUCCUCCACAGAGCUCACUACAGGAAUGCUAGGCUGGCCAAAAAUAUCCCCAGAUGUAAAGCCGUCUCUAGACUUCCUGCUGGGGCCAGAAUCUCCAGAAUCUCCAGAAUCUCCACCCACAUGCCACAUGGACAUUUACUACAUACGCUUGCAGUUCAGGUCCUCAAAUGAGACCGGGUUGCUUUCAUACCAACCGCUGACCCGACUGCAGUUUGCGGACUCCAGACCGCCAUUUUCAAGCCGACUCAAGACGGUGCUGAUCUCGCUGACGUCGGUGGUGGUCCUGGUGAUCAGUACGGACUGGAUCAGCUGGGACAACCUGAACCGGGGCUUCCUGCCCAGCGACGAGGUCUCCAGGGCCUUCCUGGCCUCCUUCAUCCUGGUGUUCGACCUGCUCAUUGUAAUGCAGGACUGGGAGUUCCCUCACUUCAUGGGUGACCUGGAUAUGAACCUGCCAGGAAUGUCCACCACCCACGUGAAGGUCAAACUUCCCGUUUGCAAGCGGAUCUUUAAAGAGGAGUACCACAUCCACAUCACAGGCAAGUGGUUCAACUACGGGAUCAUUUUCCUGGUUCUGAUUCUGGACCUGAACAUGUGGAAGAACCAGAUCUUCUACAAGCCCUACGAGUACGGCCAGUACGUGGGUCCCGGAGAGAAGAUCUACACGGUGGAGGAGCCGGACACGCUCAGGGACUUCAACCGCAGCACCCUCACCUAUGAUUGGCGCUCCACCAACGUGAACCCCAUUACCAACCUCACGUACGUGGUGCGGGACAUGUUUCUGCACAGCCGCUACGUCGGAGCCAGCCUGGACGUCAAGUGCCUGGCCUUCAUUCCAAGUCUGGCGGCAUUCGUCCUCUUCGGGUUCUUCAUCUGGCUGCUCGGGCGCUUCCAGGACAGCGAGACCUUCCCGGAGAGCCAGGACAAGACCUACGAGAGGAUCAAGAGGAAGUCGCCGUCGGAGUACAGCAAGGAGAUGGGCGUGACGCCAGAGGAGGUGCAUCGGACCAUGAGCGAUUCCCUCAAACGAACGGGGACGCCCAUGCUGCUCUCUGUGGACGGGCCGCACUUCGGAACCGCCCCCUCCACCAACUCGGCCUCCCCGAUCUCCACGGAAACCCAAGAGACGCACCCGAGCAUUGUGAUCGACAGCGCCGAGCAGGGGGAGCCUGCGGUCUCGUUCGACGUUCACAAGCCUUCUCCUUGA
Messenger RNA from Lampris incognitus (smalleye Pacific opah), 1329 nucleotides. It is a transcript of the gene tmem117, whose product is annotated as transmembrane protein 117. The record is from RefSeq and is a predicted model, not a curated record. NCBI's taxonomy places the organism in Eukaryota, Metazoa, Chordata, Actinopteri, Lampriformes, Lampridae. The transcript is spliced from 6 exons. The coding region runs from base 1 to 1329 and encodes 442 amino acids. Gene Ontology annotation, biological process: intrinsic apoptotic signaling pathway in response to endoplasmic reticulum stress.